This is a messenger RNA of Rosa rugosa (rugosa rose), 1168 nucleotides long. RefSeq lists its product as uncharacterized. The record is from RefSeq and is a predicted model, not a curated record. NCBI's taxonomy places the organism in Eukaryota, Viridiplantae, Streptophyta, Magnoliopsida, Rosales, Rosaceae. The coding region runs from base 85 to 993 and encodes 302 amino acids. Gene Ontology annotation, molecular function: protein binding. The transcript has a single exon.
ACAUCGCAAGAUCGAUGCUUAUCUAAGAAUUUAGCAGAUCCCUUAUCCUACGCGCACUCUCUGUGCCCUUGUCAGUUCACUCUCAUGGCAGCUGAGUUACAGCCGCUGGAGGCUACAAUCCCCGCCGGCCCAACCGCCACCGCCACGUCGACACCGUCACCUCUUAUAACCCCAACGGCGACGGCCGCAAUAGCAACCACAAUAGCAGUAGCAGCAGCAGCAGCAACAGCAACGGCUCUACACUCGGCCGAAAACCCGGGCCCCCAAUUCCAACUGGGCCAGAAACGGCAGCGCCGGCCCAGCGUCCGGUUAGGCGAGAUCGGCGACCAGCCCGCCGCCACCGUCUCAAUCGACUCACACAUGCGAAGGGCCAAGUACCCCUGGAAGCUCCCGAAGGACUCUAGUAAAUCCGUCAAGGCCAGGUCGAUUACGAACCUCGUCAACGGCCACGAUUCGACUGAGAUAGAUGAUCGGAACCAGAACGGCGACGGGGGAUUCGAGUUCGGGAGCAGGAAGAUCAAAUCGAAGCGGGCGGCGACGACGAAGAGAGUCCGAUCGAAUUGGAUUUCGAAUUCGAAGAUUGACGAGGGAGGGGAUAGCCGGGAGGAGGGGGAGGGGUGGAUGAGCGCAGAUCCCGAUAGGGACAGUCCGGUGAGGGAUGAGAGUCCGGUGCAGUCGGCGGAGAACGAGGCGCACAAUUGGGAGGAGCAGAGGAGGGUUGGGGGGAACAAUUGGGGGAGGGGAUCGGAGAGCAGGGAAAACGACGCCGUUGAGGCGGAUAAUAUGCCGGAGUCGAAUUGGAGCGGAGUGAGGUCGUGGCUAAUAGAGCUGGGGCUGAGUCGGUAUACGCCGGUGUUCGAGAUACAUGAGGUGGAUGAUGAGGUGUUGCCGAUGCUGACAUUGGAGGAUCUUAAAGAUAUGGGGAUAAACGCCGUCGGAUCCAGGCGGAAAAUGUACAGUGCUAUCCAGAAGCUUCGCAAGGGGUUUUCGUGAGUCUAGCUUUCCUGCUCUCAUUUCUCUUUUUCUUCUUUUCUUGUUUGUUGUUUUAGAGAAAUAGUGUAACCUUAUCAUAAACCCUUCGGCCAUGGAAGAAAUGGUGGAGGAAGUGCUUGUCUGAGAGGGCCUUGGCCCUAUUUUCGCUCAUAAUAACAAUGAUAACCUUAGUUUG